Messenger RNA from Erigeron canadensis, 2143 nucleotides. Its product is annotated as BTB/POZ domain-containing protein At1g63850-like. The transcript is spliced from 3 exons. The record is from RefSeq and is a predicted model, not a curated record. Lineage: Eukaryota; Viridiplantae; Streptophyta; Magnoliopsida; Asterales; Asteraceae. Gene Ontology annotation, molecular function: protein binding. Bases 132 to 1586 code for a protein of 484 amino acids.
CGUCACAAUUCAUCAUCACAUCUUUCUCGUUUCUCCUCAUUUUAAAACCCAUCCAACCAAACCCUUUCCCAAUUCUCAUCAUCAAUUCCCAAAUCCCAUUCCCUUUCCAUUUCUCGGAUUUUUUCACAACAAUGAUCGGCGUUACAAACACAAACACCACCAAUUCCGGCUCCAAAAAACGACACCGUAUCACCACCACAAACAACAACACCAAUCCAUCAUCAACCCUGACGACGUCAUCAUCUUCUUCAAUUCGCAGAUCCAAUUCUCGCCAUUCUAUCAUUACACCUUAUGUUUCUAAUGGAUUUAACGAUCCUUCCACCGCUGACGUCAUCCUCCGUCUCUACCUCGAUCAAUCCUCCCCCUUUCAUGAUUCCGAACAUCAAAUCUCUCAUGAUUCUUCGUCUGAUGAGUUUCAGAUUUAUCUGCACUCGCGUGUCCUCACGCGCUCUAAGUAUUUCUCCGCCCUUUUGUCCGACCGCUGGAAAAAAGAUGACUCAGGUGAAAUUGAUUAUUAUAGGUUUAAUUUAGCUGUGACGUCAUCUACCGGAUCGGUUAAUAGUUAUGUUAGUGUGCUUCAACUGUUAUAUAGUAAUGAUCUAUCGAGUGCUAUCGAUAAAGUAUCGACGGCACUCGAGUUAUUGCCGAUAGCUUUAGAAUUGUUGUAUGAGGAGUGUGUAACUGCUUGUGUGAGGUAUUUAGAAGCGGUUCCGUGGAGUGAGGAAGAAGAGAGGAUAGUGUUGAGUUUGAUUCCUUUGUUAAGAGAAGAGGAGAGUUCGGAACUGUUGGCUAGGGUUUCACCUCCAAAAUCGGAUUUAUCGGAGGAAAUGUUGCAUGGAUUGAUACUGACUGCGAUUAAUUAUCAUCCGAAUAUGGCGUUUGCGAAGGCGUUUGUUGCGAAGUUAUUGAGGGAUUUCUCCAGUAGGGAGUCUGCGAGGAGAGUGUUGGAUAAGUCGUUUGAGACUAGUUUGAAGGUUGUUAAGGAGUCUUUGGAGGAGUAUUCUAGUCCAGAUUUUAGAGGAGAUCAUAAUGAGACGGAAGCAAUACAAAGGUUGAAUUUGCAUACGGCGAUGACUAAUGGGAGGCAUUUGUUGUGGCUGAUUGAAAGGAUGAUUGAGCUGAGAGUGGCGGAUACGGCUGUUAAGGAGUGGAGUGAACAAUCUGCGUUUACUGCUGAUUUGCAGAGGGCGUUUAGGGAUGAUGCGUGGAGGAAUAUUGUUCCUGGUCUUCCUGCUGUUGUUUUGAGGUGUACUUGCAAGCUUGCCAAUGCAGUUUCUGCUGGUGUAAUUUUGGCUUCUAGACAGGUUAGGAUGAAGCUCGUGAAAGAUUGGCUGCCAGUGUUGAUAGUAUGCAAAGACAAUGUCACGCCAAUGCUUAUUAAUAAUAAAUCACUCUAUCUAGAACUGGAAGAAACAUUUUUAAAGAUCAUAUCGACUCUGCCCAUGUCUGAAGCCCAAGAAUUGCUGCAACUGUGUCUCAGUUUCUCAACUAGAAAUGUGGAAGACUGCCCUCAUUUAGUCUCGGCAUUCACCACCUGGUUUCGCCGUGCCAACUGUCAAUUACAAGGUGAUAACCAACUUCCUUGAGCGUUACCAAGCCUAAAUUGGUGCUCUAUUCCCAUGAAGUUAUAACUUAAAGGUAUACUAAACAUUUUGUUUGGAACUUUGUCCCUUGUACAUACAAGUGCUUUGUUGUGUAUGUAAAUUAUCGUGAAAAAUUAGUCCUUGUCUUAGUAAAUUUUGGAGUAAUUGGCGUCAGUCAUUCUCAAGAUUUGUUAAAAAGGGUUGGUCGUGAAGUCCGUUUUUCAACUAUAGAACCGGAUGGUUUGAAAGCAUGAUGUUGAGGUUUAGAAAUUAUAAUCAGGAUUACUAAUCUGAUAGAGGUUACACCACGAGCUGCUUGGGUAACAACUCAAAUUAGGUAGUUGAAGAGAUGUAGUCUAAUUAGGUAUGGUUGAAGAGAUGUAGUCUUUAGAACAUCAGGUGUGGAUGUAGGAUGCAAAACCAUCUAGAGUGUCAUCUCAACGUCAUAUCAGCUUUCAUCAUUUUAUCAGUUUUAAGCAGUUAUGGACUCAGAACCACCCAGAAUGCAAAACACUACUUUUCUUAUUUAUUUAAAUAUAUCACAUAUAUUAUUUCUCUAA